Messenger RNA from Maniola jurtina (meadow brown), 2062 nucleotides. It is a transcript of the gene Vps4, whose product is annotated as vacuolar protein sorting-associated protein 4. The record is from RefSeq and is a predicted model, not a curated record. Gene Ontology annotation, molecular function: ATP binding; ATP hydrolysis activity. The transcript has 2 exons. The coding region runs from base 182 to 1504 and encodes 440 amino acids. Lineage: Eukaryota; Metazoa; Arthropoda; Insecta; Lepidoptera; Nymphalidae. Gene Ontology annotation, biological process: endosomal transport; vacuole organization.
UGGUCGUUGGCCCUACUGUCAUGUCACUGAUGUCAUAUCUAAUGAAAAACGAAAAACUGGAAAAACUUAAAAUACAGCUUCCAAAACGAUUUGCAAUAAAUUGAGCUUGAAACUAAUAUAAUUCCUUUGAAUUUGGACUGUUUAUAGUUAAUUUGUGUUCUGAAUGGUGAUUUAAUCCAGGAUGGCUUCAUCUAAUACACUACAGAAAGCUAUCGAUCUUGUUACCAAAGCUACUGAAGAAGAUAAAAACAAGAAUUAUGAAGAAGCCUUACGACUUUAUGAGCAUGGUGUAGAAUAUUUUUUGCAUGCAGUGAAAUACGAGGCCCAGGGAGAAAGGGCUAAAGAGAGUAUAAGAGCUAAGUGCCUACAGUACUUGGAUAGGGCUGAGAAACUGAAAGAAUAUCUCAAGAAGGACAAGAAGAAAAAACCAGUAAAAGAUGGUGAGGCAAAUUCAAAGAGCGAUGACAAGAAGAGUGACAGUGACAGUGAUUCAGAUGAUCCAGAAAAGAAAAAGUUGCAGGGAAAGUUAGAGGGUGCCAUAGUGGUAGAAAAACCACACGUAAAGUGGAGCGAUGUAGCUGGACUCGAAGGAGCCAAGGAAGCCUUGAAGGAAGCUGUUAUCUUACCUAUUAAAUUCCCUCACCUAUUUACAGGCAAGAGGAUUCCUUGGAAGGGUAUUUUACUUUUUGGCCCUCCUGGUACUGGUAAAUCAUACCUUGCUAAAGCUGUAGCUACUGAAGCCAACAAUUCUACAUUCUUUUCUGUAUCAUCUUCUGACCUUGUGUCUAAAUGGCUGGGAGAGUCUGAGAAGCUAGUGAGAAACUUGUUCGAACUUGCUCGUCAACACAAACCGAGUAUCAUAUUCAUUGAUGAAAUAGACUCCUUGUGCUCAUCACGUUCUGACAAUGAAUCUGAAUCUGCUAGGAGGAUUAAAACUGAGUUCCUUGUACAGAUGCAAGGUGUAGGAAAUGAUAUGGACGGCAUCCUUGUGCUAGGAGCUACAAAUAUCCCAUGGGUUCUUGAUGCUGCUAUACGAAGGAGAUUUGAGAAGCGUAUCUACAUCGCUUUGCCUGAGGAGCACGCUCGGUUAGACAUGUUUAAGUUGCAUCUUGGUAACACAAGACACCAAUUGAGUGAUGAGGACAUAAAAGUUUUGGCAGCAAAAACCGAAGGUUAUUCUGGAGCUGACAUAAGCAUUGUGGUUCGUGAUGCUUUAAUGCAACCUGUCAGAAAGGUUCAGUCUGCUACACACUUCAAAAGAGUUACUGGCCCCAGUCCUACAGAUCCAGAUGUAAUUGUCAAUGAUUUACUGACCCCAUGUUCACCUGGUGAACCAGGUGCAGUGGAAAUGACUUGGAUGGACGUACCGAGUGACAAACUUGGUGAACCUCCAGUUACAAUGUCGGACAUGCUUAGAUCUCUAGCAACCUCAAAACCGACUGUAAAUGAUGAUGACAUGAUCAAACUUAAGAAGUUUAUGGAAGAUUUUGGUCAAGAAGGUUAACUUUAAUUGUCAUGUUUAUCUCUUCAGAAAUGUUAUAGAAGCACAGUGCCUAUAUUUUUGCGAGAGCUUAUUGUAAUUAUUUUAUAAGUGUAAUUAUUCUUUUUACUUGCUUUUCCACAUUCAUUAUGGUCAUACAAAUAAUCACAUCAUUGAUAUUAGAUUAUAAUUGCUUACUGCUAAGUUUUAAGUUAUGGAAAUUAAUAGAAAUUAAAUGUUUGUUGAAUACAGAAAUUUUUGUAAACUUGAAAAUUGAAAUAUUAUUUGUGUUGUUGAAAUGUAAAAUUAAAGUUAAAUCCUCCAUAGUAUUUUGAUCAUAUGGAGUCAUAUGCAAAAACAUUAAUUGUCUUAGUAUAAUUUUGUAUGACGUGUAGGUUCAACGCACACCGGCAGAGCAGAGUUGCGGUAUUUAAUAGCGGUACACUUCUGUGUUUUGUUUUUGUAUUGUAGUUUAGGUAAUUAUUAAAAAGACUACUCCACUCAAAUCUGUCUGUAUGCGUCGGCCCUUUAGUGUUAUUUAAAAUAUCAUUAGUUUUAUUUUUAUCUAUCUGAUGCCCAUGA